CAAUCAAAUCAAUCACAUCAAUCACAUCACCAUCUAGAACCUCCCCGCCAAACAAAAAAUUGCUAAUCAAACCCCUCCUCACAAAUCAACCACCAAGCACCAAAAACAUCCUCAUACUCCGGAACUCCCCAUCUCCCAACCAAAACACAAAAGUUAAAUUUCACAUAUAAAAUAAACAACUUCCCACCUACAGACCUAGGUACAACAGGUCUUUUACAAUUUGCCCAACAUUAAUAUCUUUCGCCGUUUUUUUACCACAUCUUCUAUCAGUCCCGCCAGAAUGUCUGCUGCUCAAACAAAGGCCGAUAGCAUUAUUGCUGAGAAUGCCGUUGGUAUGUCUUUUGCUUCUCCUAUUCGUUUUCAUUUUCGUAUUUAUUUUCUUUCGGGAUUCUAUUAUGCUCUGCUACAGACAAAUGGAUUUACCCCUCCUUUCCCGGGAACGCCGUGAAGUUGUGAUGGGGUACUUGAAGAUAUUAUAGAUGAUGCUUCUUGAGUGAGAUGUAUUACUCUAUACUUCUAUGACUGGGAUAUGGUUCCGCUGUUAAAGAUGGGAAAUAUAUACAUUACGAAAUAGCUAACAUGUCUCCAUCAAUAGCCGUAUUCAGCAAAUCUUACUGCCCAUACUGCAAUGCUACCAAGAAGCUUUUGAAUGAUUUGAAGGCUAAUUACUAUGCCAUUGAAUUGGACCAAGUUGGUAUGUGUUUUUUCCCCGAGGUUUUUCUUCCUCUGUCUCUACAUCAUAAGCCACCCUCUAUCUCGCAUCACUCUCUCCCCUCGCACAAUUUACUAACAUAAUCCCCAGCCGACGGAUCCGAAAUCCAAGCCUACCUCAAAGAAAAAACAGACCAAGGUUCCGUCCCAAAUAUCUUCAUCGGUCAGAAACACAUCGGUGGUAACUCGGACUUGCAAGCCAAGAAUAAGAAGGAGUUGGAGGCUCAGUUGAAGGAGUUGAAUGUGAUUGCUGCUUAAAGGGUGGGAUACAUUGUAUGCUGUGGAAGAGAAGAGAAGAUAUUAUAUCGGUUAGGGGGGUUGAUUAAUUGUAUGAUGGAUGGUUUGGUGGCUAUAGAAUUAUCGCUUUUGGUGGGUUUAAAAGACUGAAUGAAUGGAGAAUAUUAUAUGAUAUGAUACAUGAAAGUCUA
Molecule: messenger RNA, 1139 nt
Organism: Sclerotinia trifoliorum
Lineage: Eukaryota; Fungi; Ascomycota; Leotiomycetes; Helotiales; Sclerotiniaceae
Source: the annotation of a GenBank genome assembly